CAAUGCUUCUGGACACCCAGGCUUGCGUGGUUGCACUGCUCGGGGGGUAAUCCACGUUGCUAUAUCAAUUUGGCUCGUCUUAGCUUUCUGCGUCUCUCCUGACUACUGACUUUUCUCCGACGAUUACUUCAUGAUUUAUCAGAGAAGGGUUCAGAAUCUAAUGCGGUUGCAUCUGUACCACUUCUAUAUUCUCCGGACAGUGGCAGCAGGUACAAGCUUAUCUGAUAAAUGUGCAGGGGAGAUCAGUCUGCAGAAGAGUUACGGACUAGAGAGCCGCUACGUCAGUCAUACACAUUUGGCAACUCGAGUGAUAACAAGCACGGAUAUUCUUCUUCUACCAAUGAAUUAUUUCGCCCGGCUUGAGAGGCUAUAGACAGAUGACCACCCACAGGCAAGAAUGACACUCUUCUGCUUCAACAGUCCCCGUCAUUCCAGAGUCAAAUAGGUGGUACUUCAGGUUUCGAUUCAAG
Aspergillus welwitschiae is the source of this 470-nucleotide messenger RNA. RefSeq lists its product as uncharacterized. The transcript has a single exon. NCBI's taxonomy places the organism in Eukaryota, Fungi, Ascomycota, Eurotiomycetes, Eurotiales, Aspergillaceae. The record is from RefSeq and is a predicted model, not a curated record. The coding region runs from base 131 to 373 and encodes 80 amino acids.